Molecule: messenger RNA, 1105 nt
Organism: Spodoptera litura
Lineage: Eukaryota; Metazoa; Arthropoda; Insecta; Lepidoptera; Noctuidae
Source: RefSeq, a predicted model, not a curated record
CCUAUAAAACCCACAACUAUACCAAGAUUAGAGUUGUGUGGUGCUUUAUUGGGUACAAGACUUUUUCUGAAGUCAGAGCCGUUCAUUUGGAGCUGGUUUCCGACCUGACCAAGGAGGCUUUUCUUGCGGCCUUCAGCCGAUUCAUUAGCCGUCGUGGGAAGCCUCAGCGCGUGUACUCCGACAAUGGCACAACAUUUGUGGGAGCUUUCAAUGAGCUGUCACGUUUCUUUGAGGUUUCAUCAAAAGACAUAGAAUCAGCCCUUGCAAACAAAGGCAUCGAAUUUAAAUUUAUACCAGCCUACAGCCCACAUUUCGGUGGCAUUUGGGAGGCAGCAGUAAAAUCCACAAAACAUUUACUUCGUAGAGUCAUGAGCUUAACUCACCUUACUUAUGAGGAGCUCUCUACUUGUCUGGUUCAGAUAGAGGCUAUAUUAAAUUCCAGACCCUUAACUCCUCUAUCCUCUGAUCCUUCUGAUCUAUCUUAUCUUUCUCCUUCCCAUUUCCUUAUCGGACGGCCACUCACUUCAGUCCCUCGUCCAUUAUUGACUGACGCCAACAUCCAGCGACUGCAGCGUUUCGAUCGCGUUGAGAAACUGAGACAACAUUUUUGGAAACGCUUUUGUAAUGAGUAUGUGUCUCUUCUGCAGCAGAAAACCAAAUGGCAAACAGCUGGACAAGACCUGAAGACUGGCACCAUGGUCUUAGUGAGGGAUGCCAAUCUCCCUCCUCUUCUCUGGCUGCUGGGCAGAGUAGUAGCAGUUAAAACUGGCUCGGACGGACAUUGUCGAGUCGCUGACGUUCGUACGAGGAAAGGCAUCAUCACACGUGCCUACAACAACAUCUGCCCUCUUCCGGUGGCGUAACAUGAACUUGAAGCCUUCUCUUCAACCCGGGGAGUAUGUUCCUGACGUCACAUCGGGCUCACCACCAUACGUGGCCCGCGACUGCUGCGAUCGGCGGUCAUGCAUUCACUCGCUCGCCCGUCACGACGCCGUGCGCACAUAUCGGUUGACCCUAACAAUCAGUACCUAUUUAAAUACAGUCUUCUCAUCAUACCGAAGUCUUUUAUUAUUCAAGACCACCAGCAGCACACCUGGAGCUUGAU